Molecule: messenger RNA, 1671 nt
Organism: Penicillium diatomitis
Lineage: Eukaryota; Fungi; Ascomycota; Eurotiomycetes; Eurotiales; Aspergillaceae
Product: fatty acid desaturase
Exons: 2
Coding region: 1-1671 (556 amino acids)
Biological process (GO): lipid metabolic process
Cellular component (GO): membrane
Molecular function (GO): heme binding; oxidoreductase activity, acting on paired donors, with oxidation of a pair of donors resulting in the reduction of molecular oxygen to two molecules of water
Source: RefSeq, a predicted model, not a curated record
AUGGGAAACACAACUCUGCGACCGUCCCGCAAGGACACGAUCUUGAGUCGCCGCUACAUCGAGGGUCAAAUUGCAGAAGGCAAACAUGUUGUCAUCUUCGAGGGCCGAGUCCUCAAAGUCGAUGCUUACAUGAAAUUCCAUCCCGGUGGUGAGAAGCCGAUGAAGCACAUGGUGGGCAGAGAUGCAACAGAUGAGAUCAAUGCGUUACACUCAAAGGAGGCUCGCGAAAUGAUGUUGUCCUAUCAAAUCGGUCGCAUUGAAGGAACUUGGAUCAAUUUCCUCCCUCCUAUUCAAGGCGGCAAAUUUCGCCCAUACGACGAAGAUACAUGCUCAAGUGAGGACAGUUCGUCCAUCCAAGACAGUGCUAGCUCGGGCGCGUCUACGCCACCAUCCCCUAUAUUCGAAGCGGCCGAGCCCGGCGGUGCAGUGCACCGAAAAGUGUCGACAGCUCCCUCGGCGAUGUCCACUCCCCAUGAAGAUGACCAGCCGCGGCCACAUUUCCUCGAUGCGAGAACCCGAGAAGAAGUUGUGUUCGACACCAUGAAGUAUCCCUCCUUGGAGACUGCGAGCCAAGAGAGCAUCAAACAGAAGUACCGAGAUCUGAAUGAGCGCAUGCUCGCUGAGGGACUCUUCAAUUGCAAUUACACGGCCUACUUCGUCGAGUGCUGCCGCUACACUCUUUUCGCCGUCCUGUCCUACUGGUUCCUGCGACUUGGCUGGUGGGCAACGUCUGGAUUUUGGCUCGGCUGCCUCUGGCACCAGCUGGUGUUCACAGCCCAUGAUGCUGGCCAUAUGGGUAUUACACACAACUUUCAUGUCGACACAAUCAUUGGAAUCAUCAUCGCGGAUUAUAUUGGAGGAUUGAGUCUGGGUUGGUGGAAGCGAAGCCACAACGUUCACCAUAUUGUGACCAACGAGCCCGAGCAUGACCCGGACAUUGAGCACAUGCCCUUUUUCGCCAUCUCCCACCGGUUCUUCGACAGCCUCCAGAGCACAUACUACGAUCGCAGCAUGACCUUUGACGCCUUUUCCAAAUUUAUGCUCAAGAUUCAAAACUAUUCGUACUACCCUAUCAUGAUGCUGGCUCGAUUCAACCUUUACCGUCUAAGCUGGGAAUACCUGCUCAAGCGACAAGCUCCCCGGAAAGGUCCUGCUCGUUGGCACGUGUGGGUGGAAUAUGGUGGUCAGCUCUUCUUUUGGUACUGGUACUGCUACCUCGUGGUGUACAAGACCAUUCCGGAUUGGAGCAGUCGCCUGACCUUCAUCUUGGUCUCCCACGUGGUCUCAUCGCCCCUUCACGUUCAGAUUACCUUGUCUCAUUUCGCCAUGUCCACGGCGGAUCUUGGCAUCAACGAGUCCUUUGCGCAAAAGAUGCUGCGCACUACCAUGGACGUUGACUGCCCGACAUGGCUCGAUUUCUUCCAUGGAGGACUACAAUUCCAAGCAAUUCACCACUUGUACCCUCGUAUGCCUCGCCACAAUCUUCGCCGAGCCCAGAAAUAUGUGGCCGAGUUCUGUCGCGAUACUGGUAUUCCCUACGCCCUCUUCACCUUCUACGACGGCAACAAGCAAGUCAUCGGCCGACUAGGUGAUGUGGCAAAGCAGCUGCGCAUUCUCGAGGAAUGCCGCAAGUCCAUUGUAAAGGAGACGGGAUUUGCGCACCAGCACUGA